Trichoderma atroviride IMI 206040 is the source of this 962-nucleotide messenger RNA. RefSeq lists its product as uncharacterized. Gene Ontology annotation, biological process: late endosome to vacuole transport via multivesicular body sorting pathway. The record is from RefSeq and is a predicted model, not a curated record. NCBI's taxonomy places the organism in Eukaryota, Fungi, Ascomycota, Sordariomycetes, Hypocreales, Hypocreaceae. Gene Ontology annotation, cellular component: endosome; Vps55/Vps68 complex.
CACCAAUCAUCGCAUCCAACUCACGAUCCUCUCGACGACAGCCCGCGCUUCGGUCCUCUGUGAACUCUUCUUCCUCGCCUCUUCUCUUCCAAUUCUUCACGGCUUUAUAGGCUCUUCAACCUCCCCUCCGCGGGGCCUGCCGUCCAUCGAAUCCCGAAACCAAUCUCCCGUCGCAUUACGACGACUUCGGUCCCCCAUAAGACAGAUCCGAUAUACACAACGUCACCAUGCCUGCCGCCGGCCUCAAGACCAUCAUCGCCCUCUCCUUUGUCCUCGCCGUGGGAUUCCUCCUCGUCAUCUUGUCCUGCGCUCUCUACAAGGUCUACUAUCCGCUGCUGGUCGUCGCCACGUACGUCCUCGCGCCGCUGCCGAACUGGAUCUGCGGCCGAUGCGCGAAUCCGGACGACUUUGUCGAGAGCGGCGGCGCUGCCAUACUUGACGUGGGAAGAUUCUUCACCGGUUUCUUUGUUGUUAUGGGUAUUGCCCUUCCCGCUGUCCUCGCACACUCUGAUCUCAUCCGAGUCGAAGCCAUGAUCAUGUCCAUCACCGGCGGCCUGUUGAUUUACGGAACCAUUAUUAGCUUCGGCAUGUUUUUCCAAGAAGAGCAAGAGUUUUAAAGAAAAAAGCCGGGGGAGAAUUCCACUUGAAAACCGAGGGACCCGAGGAUAGCAAGAAGAAACAACAAACUAGCAGCCUACUAUUUAAUGCGUGCACGAAAAAAAGAGGAAAAUGAGAGAAUGAUACAGUCUACUCAGAUUAAGAUGGCGCUGUCGAACUUAUGAGACCUUUUUUUUUUACUCUUAUGUAUCAGUAAUUUCUUUUUGAGGGGAUUUCGAUACGAAGCAUAAGCGAAUCUUCGAGUUUAUUGCUUGCGACUCUACCUUUUUUUACACUCGUGUCUUGGAUUCUUGGAUGUACUUGAAACUAAAAAUCAUCAGUUUAAUUUAUCUGUCUAUUGAGAG